ACAGCUGCUUGAAGCCCCCCGAGAUUGCCAAUGGCUACCUGGAACACUUGGUUCGCUAUCGGUGUAAAACCCACUACAAACUACGUGCAAAGGAUCAUUGGUGGCUCACUGGAUGCCAAAGGCAGCUUUCCCUGGCAGGCUAAGAUGGUCUCCCACAAUAAUCUCACCUCGGGGGCCACGCUGAUCAAUGAACAAUGGCUGCUGACCACAGCUAAAAAUCUCUUCUUGGGUCAUGACAAUAAAACAAAAGCCAAAGACAUUGCUCCUACUUUAAGACUCUAUGUGGGGAGAACGCAGCUUGUGGAGAUUGAGAAGGUGCUUCUCCACCCUGACUACUCCGAGGUAGACAUUGCGCUCAUCAAACUCAGAGAGAAGGUGCCCACUGAUGAGACAGUGAUGCCCAUCUGCCUACCUUCAAAAGAUUAUGUGGAAGUGGGGCGUGUGGGUUAUGUGUCUGGCUGGGGGCGAAAUGCCAACUUCAUUUUUACUGAGCAUCUGAAGUACGUCAUGCUGCCAGUGGCGGACCAAGACAAGUGUGUACAGCACUACGAAGGCAGCACAGUACCCGAAAAGAAGACACCAAAGAGCCCUGUAGGGGUGCAGCCGAUACUGAAUGAGCACACCUUCUGUGCUGGCUUGUCCAAGUAUCAGGAAGACACCUGCUAUGGCGAUGCCGGCAGCGCCUUUGCCAUUCACGAUGAGGCUGAUGACACCUGGUAUGCGGCUGGGAUCCUGAGCUUUGACAAGAGCUGUGCUACUGCCGAGUAUGGUGUGUAUGUGAAGAUGUCCUCCAUUCUGGACUGGGUUCAGAAAACCAUAGCUGACAACUAA
Molecule: messenger RNA, 831 nt
Organism: Mesoplodon densirostris (Blainville's beaked whale)
Lineage: Eukaryota; Metazoa; Chordata; Mammalia; Artiodactyla; Ziphiidae
Product: haptoglobin-like
Exons: 2
Coding region: 31-831 (266 amino acids)
Biological process (GO): acute inflammatory response; proteolysis
Molecular function (GO): serine-type endopeptidase activity
Source: RefSeq, a predicted model, not a curated record